Chanos chanos (milkfish) is the source of this 3087-nucleotide messenger RNA. RefSeq names its product contactin 6 (gene cntn6). Gene Ontology annotation, molecular function: cell-cell adhesion mediator activity. Gene Ontology annotation, biological process: cell-cell adhesion; axon guidance; brain development. Lineage: Eukaryota; Metazoa; Chordata; Actinopteri; Gonorynchiformes; Chanidae. Bases 1 to 3087 code for a protein of 1028 amino acids. The transcript has 22 exons. The record is from RefSeq and is a predicted model, not a curated record. Gene Ontology annotation, cellular component: axon; plasma membrane.
AUGAAGAUGUUGUUGCCAUGGGAACUCUUAAUCCUGCUGUCACUCAAAGACUGCCUCGCAGAGAGGGCUAUUCAGCAUGGUCCUGUCUUUACUCAAGAACCCAGCGACAGUAUCUUCCCUUUGAGCACCGAAGACAACAGAAUAUUUAUCAACUGCAAAGCCAAAGGGAAUCCAACACCACAUUAUAGGUGGAAAUUUAAUGGAGGGGACCUGGAUAUCGACAGAGAUUAUAACUACAGCCUCGUGGAGGGGAAUUUGUUGAUUAAUAAUCCAGACGCCACCCAACACGGGGGAAUUUACCAGUGCAUUGCCACCAAUGCCUUUGGAACCAUCCUCAGCCGUGAAGCUAAAGUGCAGUUUGCAUAUCUGCAGAAUUUCACCGCUAAGGCCAGGAACGCCGUGUCGGUGAGGGAGGGCCAGGCCGUCGUUCUGCUGUGCGGCCCUCCUCCCCAUUUUGGAGAGAUAAAGUACUCGUGGAUAUUCAACGGUCGGCCCAGUGUUUUGGUGCGGGAUAACCGUCGUUUUGUGUCUCAGCGGACCGGGAACCUGUACAUCGCUAAGGUGGAGCCGUCAGACGUUGGCAACUACACGUGUGUGGUUAGGAACGUGAUGACCAAUGUCACUGUGUACAGCUCCCCAACCCCGGUCAUUCUGCGAAGGGACGCCGUGAUGGGAGAAUAUGAGCCAAAGAUUGAAGUCCAGUUUCAGGAGACUAUCGAGGUGGCCAAAGGAACAUCAGUGAAGCUGGAGUGUUUUGCCUUAGGAAAUCCAGUGCCUUCCAUCUCCUGGCGGAGAGCAGGCGGCACUCCCUUCCCUGGCAAGAUGAAAAUCAAUCACGCCAACGGUGUGCUGGAGAUCCCGUAUUUCCGGCCGGAGGACGCCGGCUUCUACGAGUGCGUUGCGGAGAACUCCAGAGGAAGGAACGUCGCAAGAGGACAGCUCAUAUUUAAUAAUGUUGAACACUUACACUGGGUGCACACACCGAAAGAUGCACACAUGGCUAUUGAUGGACAGCUGAUUUGGGAGUGCAAAGCUAAUGGUAAACCCAAGCCUGUUUACAGAUGGCUGAAAAACGGAGAACCCAUAGUCUCAGAGGGCAGAAUUCAGGUUGACGGGGGAAAGUUAAUCAUCUCUAAUAUCGACCUGUUGGAUUCUGGGAUGUAUCAGUGUUUGGCAAGGAAUGAGUACGGAGCCAUUUACGCCAGCGCCGAGCUGAAAGUCGUGGCCUCUCCCCCUGACUUCUCUAAGAGCCCGGUGAAGAAGUCCACGCUGAUUCAGAGAGGGGGCGAGGUGAUGAUCGAGUGUCGUCCGCACGCGUCCCCGCGCGCCUCCUUUACCUGGAGAAAAGGGAACGAGAUCCUUAAAGAUAACAAGAGGUGGUCCAUAUCAGAGGAUGGGACACUAAGGAUUACCAACAUUAGCAAGUCCGACGAGGGCAGGUACACGUGCGUGGCUCGGAAUCCUUUCGGAACGUCCAGCAGUUCCGGAACCCUGGUGGUCAAAGAGCCCACGAAGAUUACCAUCCCCCCGCUGAGCAUGGAUGCCACAGUGGGAGAGAGCGUGGUGCUGCCGUGUCAGGUGUCCAGAGACUCCACCCUGGAUCCCAUCUUUAAGUGGUUCUUUAAUGGGAAACUGGUGGAUUUCAGCAGGCACGAUCACUUUGAAAUGAUCGGAGGGGGGUCUGCGGGGGACCUCAUGAUCCGAAAUAUCCAGCUGAAACAUUCAGGAAAAUACGUCUGUAUGGUGCACACAGAGGUCGACAGCGUUUCCGCGGCAGCGGACCUCAUUGUGAGAGGCCCCCCUGGGGCUCCUGAGAGUGUGAGAGUGGAUGACAUCACAGACACCCGCGCUCAGCUCUCCUGGGCUCCAGGCACUGAUAACCACAGUCCUAUCACACGGUACAUAGUGCAGGCAAAGACUGCAUACUCUAUUGGCUGGCAGGCAGUCAAAACAGUGCCUGAUUCUGUGCCUGGACAGAUGUUACAUGCAACAGUGGUAGAUUUGAACCCCUGGGUGGAGUACGCGUUCAGGGUGGUGGCGGUGAACGGUGUGGGCAUAGGAGAGCCCAGCGGGUCAUCCAAACCUGUUCGCACCAAAGCAGCAGUGCCCGAGGUUAUUCCUGCUAAAGUGAGUGGAGGAGGAGGAAGCCGUGGAGAACUUGUCAUUUCGUGGGAGCCCGUUCCUGAAGAACUGCAGAACGGAGCCGGGUUUGGAUAUGUGGUCGCGUUUCGUCCUCUUGGCACUACGACCUGGAUCCAGACUGUAUUGGCCUCUGCGGAAGCUUCCAGAUACGUCUUUAAAAAUGAGAGCAUCCCCCCGCUCUCCCCGUUUGAGGUGAAAGUUGGCAUUUACAAUAACAUUGGAGAAGGCCCCUUCACUCCUGUAGUCAUUGCAUAUUCUGCCGAUGAAGAGCCCUCUGUAGCCCCAUCUCGAGUGUGGGCACGAACCCUGUCAGCGUCUGAAAUGGAGGUUUUCUGGGAGCCCAUCCCUUGGAAGGAGUCGAAAGGAAAAAUAACCGGCUACGAGGUCAUGUGGUGGGAGGAGGGGGGGGCGGCGGAGAGCGAUGCAGAGAAGUUAAGGGUGACGGGCAGAGCAGCUAAUAUCACGGGACUGAAAGGGAGCACAGUUUAUCUGGUGUCUGUCCGAGCUUUAAACAGCGCUGGGCCCGGACCUUCCAGUGUCCCCGUCAACAUCACCACCAAGAAACCACCUCCAAGUCAGCCUCCAGGCAACAUUGAAUGGAAUUUGACAAACUCAAAGAUUGUUCUCAACUGGGAACACGUGAAGGCUUUGGAAAAUGAAUCAGAGGUCACGGGAUACAAGGUUGUAUACCGUCAGAAUUGGCACAGGAAGAGCAGCGUGGUGGAGACUAACAGGACAUCAGUGGAGUUGCAGCUGCCUGCUGGAGAAGACUACCUCAUCCAGAUCAAAGCCCUGAGUGAUGGAGGAGAUGGGAGCAGCAGUCAUCCAAUCAGAAUACCAAAGAUGUCCAGUCUCAAUUCAAAGGCAGAUUCUGGCUCAGAUUUGAGCAAGACACUGUUCCUUCAGCCUGUGGUGUUUUUUAUAGUGUCAUCGUUGUUUUUAUAG